AUGCCUGCAUGGUCCCGCUCCUUUCUGUCACAGUUCCUCGUGUGCACACGCUACAUCCUGAGGCAGUUACGAGUUUGCUUCUUGGACCGCCUGCCAUAUCUUCUCAGAUUUCUCUCCAUAUCCCAGCGACAAUCAUACCACCGAUAUUCUAUUAGUGUAACAUGGAUGUCGUUGAAGCAUGUAUCUUUUGGUCCUCUCGCAAUGCCGCAUGAGAUUUAA
Molecule: messenger RNA, 219 nt
Organism: Heterobasidion irregulare TC 32-1
Lineage: Eukaryota; Fungi; Basidiomycota; Agaricomycetes; Russulales; Bondarzewiaceae
Exons: 1
Coding region: 1-219 (72 amino acids)
Source: RefSeq, a predicted model, not a curated record